CUGCAACUUGCCACAACCCACCCUCUCGCUUUGAUACUUGGCCCUAUUGCAUCGAAAACCCCACAAAUCUCAACAGCCUUUUCUGAUCGUAUCCCCCCUUCUAUCUCUCUCUCUCUCUGUUAUUACUCUACCAGUUUACAGGGCAGAGAUUUUCUCUCUCUCUCACUUUCUACCUGUAACGGAGCAAGUUUCAGAGAGAGAGAAUAGAAUAGUGACUAACGAGAAUGGAAAAUGAGUAAUGGUAGUAGAAUAAUACUCCAGUAUUUGAGUAAUGAAAGCAAGUGAGUGAGAUCCAGCUCCUUCUCGUGAUCUCAUCUAAUCGACCCAACCUAAGCCCUAUUUCCGUCUUUAACGCCUCGGUUACUCCAACCUAUUACUAUUCUACUCUUUUUCUCCUUUUCACAAAACGAACUUCUUCAACUCUCUCUCUCUCUCUCUCUCUUUCUUCCCGAUAUUUUUUUUCGUUAUUCUCCAUCUGUGUCAUUGUAGGAUUCUAAUUGAGUUGUCAUUGGUAUUUUUUGAACACUAAGGGAUUGAUCCGAAGACUACUACGAUUUGCUUGUUUGGUUUCAGAUAUACAUCUGUCUUCAAUGCUGAAAAGCCUCAUUUUCGAACACGGGCUUCUCUUCUACUCUGUUUGCUCGAUUAAUAUAUCUUAGUGGGUAUCUUGCUCGGAGAUUGAGGUUGGCAAUUCGAAAAUGUUAACUUGUAUAGCAUGUUCAAAGCAGCUCAACACUGGAUCUCUACGUGAACCAGAGGAAGAUAACACGGCUGCUACACCCAGCAAAAAGCAAGCCAUUAAAGCACUUACUGCUCAGAUCAAGGAUAUGGCUGCUAAAGCUUCAGGUGCAUAUAAGAACUGUAAGCCAUGUUCAGGGGGUUCAAAUCACAACCAGAACCCUAACUAUGCUGAUUCUGAAACUGGGUCUGUGUCCGGAAGAUUUCAUUACUCGUAUAAAAGGGCUGGGAGUUCAAAUUCGACGCCAAAAAUGAAAGGGAGAUUGAAAGUGCUAUCUAGUGGCGAAAGUACGCCCGUCUCAGUAAGUGGCCGGAGCGAAUCAGUUGUCGGUAUGGAAGAUGAUGAUGAGUCAAAAGAGUGGGUUGCUCAAGUGGAACCCGGUGUUCUAAUAACGUUUGUUUCCCUGCCUGAGGGUGGAAAUGAUCUGAAACGAAUUCGAUUCAGCCGUGAGAUAUUUAACAAGUGGCAAGCCCAACGGUGGUGGGCUGAGAAUUAUGACAAGGUCAUGGAACUAUACAAUGUCCGUAGGUUCAAUCAACAAGCAGUACCCUUGCCAACUCCUCCGAAGUCUGAAAAUGAGAACUUAAAGCUUGAAUAUGCUGAGAGUAGCCCCGUAACACCUCCACUAACCAAAGAGCGUCUCCCUAGCCACUUUCAUCGUUCAACAGGUGAGGGCCACUUGUCGUCAGGCUCUAUUGAAGGAGAUCCAUUGCAAUCUCGUCAUUAUUAUGAUGCAGGUGGUCUUACUUCGACCCCUAAGCUCUCCAGCAUCAGUGCGUCAAAAAGUGAGAGACCAUCAAUGGACGCUUCUGCACGGUCUAGUUCUUCAAGGGAGGCUGAUCGCUCCGGAGAGCUGUCCGUUAGCAAUGCCAGCGAUGUUGAGACUGAAUGGGUUGAAGAAGACGAGCCUGGAGUCUAUAUCACGAUUCGAGCAUUGCCUGGUGGUACUCGAGAGCUUAGAAGAGUCAGGUUCAGUCGUGAAAAAUUCGGAGAAAUGCAUGCCAGGUUGUGGUGGGAAGAGAACAGAGCCAGGAUCCAAGAACAGUACUUGUGAUUUAGGACAGACUUUGGAGUUCAAAUUUAAAUUUAUCCAUAAUUGGUGUCUCUAUGCUUGUUUCUUUGACAUCAAUCCUAGUGUUACUCUUUUUUGUCUUCUUUCUCUUUUAACUAGUGCUUUUUAGGAUUUUAUGUGGGUGAAUUUUUUUUAGAAACGAGGGUUAUUUGAGGGUGCAAUGAUGUGUAGUGAUUGUUAAUGAAGAAAAUUGCGAAUCACAUGAAACGUAGCUCGUGUUAAUAUAUCUACCUACUUUAGUUUGAUUUA
Molecule: messenger RNA, 2060 nt
Organism: Nicotiana attenuata
Lineage: Eukaryota; Viridiplantae; Streptophyta; Magnoliopsida; Solanales; Solanaceae
Product: protein Brevis radix-like 2
Exons: 6
Coding region: 699-1793 (364 amino acids)
Source: RefSeq, a predicted model, not a curated record